Messenger RNA from Zingiber officinale, 1001 nucleotides. Its product is annotated as probable transcriptional regulator RABBIT EARS. Bases 54 to 761 code for a protein of 235 amino acids. The transcript has a single exon. NCBI's taxonomy places the organism in Eukaryota, Viridiplantae, Streptophyta, Magnoliopsida, Zingiberales, Zingiberaceae. The record is from RefSeq and is a predicted model, not a curated record.
CUACCUGUCUCCUUCAUCUUUAGCAAGCAUAUUACUGUUAAGCCUAGCUAGCCAUGGAGGAGAAAGCCAAGUACUUGAUGAUAGCAAAAAGAAGACCGAGGGACGAGAUGUCGGUGUUCCUCAAUCCUUCUCGGCAUCCUGAUCACCUUGUGGUUCCUUCUUUCUCCUUUGUCGAGUCGCCUUCGUGGGACGAAGAGGCUUUCGCGAGAGACUCUGCGCACUUGGGCGGCUGCAUAUGGCCUCCCCGGUCCUACUCCUGCUCCUUUUGCGGCCGAGAGUUCCGGUCGGCACAAGCCCUCGGCGGCCACAUGAACGUCCACCGUAAGGACCGGGCCAUACUCAAGCAGUACAACUCCAGCGCAAGCCCCACAGGAUCGGAAACCUUAGAGACUAGCAGUGAGCCAUGUAGUACUAUCAACCAAGCUAACCCUAACCCUAACCCUAAUUCCAAUUUCAAGGUGUGUUCACCAAUUGCCUUUAAUGGUUAUCAAAAGGAGGCUCUUUUCUUUGAGGAGAGACCCACUUUGCAGCUGCUGAAUGAAAUUGAUUUGAGCAAGCAAGUAAUUCGAGGGACGCGAGAUGAGACAAACAAAGAAGAAGAGGAGGAGGAGGAGGAGGAGGAAUUGUUUAAGAUAAGCAUGAACAAAAGAAGAAGAACUGAUCCGGAUUCGCCUUUCUUGAUCAAUACAAUUGGAGUCAACCUCCAUGCGGAGGAGUUGGAUCUUGAGCUAAGGCUUGGAGAUGCCCCUCAGGUUAAGUAGUAGAUCAUGAUCAUAAUCAUUUCAAUCGAUCAUAUUGCAAAAGAUUUAAACUUUUGUGCUUGGAUAUGAUAUAUACUUUAUAUGUUAUAAACUUCUUCUCUUCUCUUAUAUGUUGUCUCUGUGACCUUGAAGAGCUUGUUUCUGUUUUGGUUUAUUCUUAAUUCUAUGAAUAUUUCUCAAGUUAUGUUUGUGACAGAUGUGGAGAAAUUAAUUAAGCAUAAUGUUUCCAUGUUAAUUUUA